Molecule: messenger RNA, 702 nt
Organism: Eucalyptus grandis
Lineage: Eukaryota; Viridiplantae; Streptophyta; Magnoliopsida; Myrtales; Myrtaceae
Exons: 4
Coding region: 125-367 (80 amino acids)
Biological process (GO): mitochondrial translation
Molecular function (GO): structural constituent of ribosome
Source: RefSeq, a predicted model, not a curated record
CGACCUCCUCGAAGCAGCAAGACCUCGAGACGGCGACUCUGCUACCUCGGCGCGAAGUCGGUUCUGGCGCAGGAUAUUCGGAUAGAACUUUCUUCCCCUUCAAAAGGAUGAGAUAUAAAGUACAAUGGGCCGAAAAGCAGGCGCACUGUACAUCAGCCCCAAAAAAUUUGGUUCGCUUCAAAAGCCAUGCAUGAAGGAAAUGAUAUCAUUUCUCAACUGCUUGGCACUAGGCCAGAACAAUGAUGAUAAAUGCGUCCGGCAAAAGGAACUUUUGAGUGCUUGCAUGGAUGCUCAGAGUGGGAAAAACAGAACGACUUGGGGAAGCAUUAAUUAUCAUCUGCAGAGGCUUAACAGGGGAAGGAAGUAGUUCAGCUGUGUAGAGCGGCUGGUUCAAAUUGAUAAGAGUUUCCAAUUGAAGAGGCCUAGUAGAAGAUGAUUCCGUGCCGAGUCUGAACAUUUCAGCGAGUCCUUGUCUGUUCCCUCAUUUACAAAUUUUUGGAACUUGGUUCUUUUCGCUUGGUUUAAGUUCCUUUUUUAGGAAACUCAAUAGUUUAACAGGAGUAAUUCAUUAUCAGCGUUGAAGUUCUAUUCGAGUGGUUCGGGUUCUUUUGCUGUUUAGAUUGCAAGUUAUACUCACGUAGCAGUUCAUCAGCCUGUGGCACAAUUCUUUUUUAAAUAAUGACUGUAGGACGUUUCAUCACA